AUGACGUCGAUAGGCACGGGCUACGAUCUCGCCAACUCCAUCUUCUCCCCCGACGGACGCAACUUCCAGGUCGAGUACGCAGUCAAGGCGGUCGAGAAUGGCGGCACCUCGGUCGGCAUCAGGUGCAAGGACGGUGUUGUCCUCGCCGUGGAGAAGGUCAUCACAUCCAAGCUGCUAAAGCCUGGCGCAAACAAGCGGAUCGCCACCGUCGAUCGGCAUCUGGGUGUGAGAUGGGGAGGAAUGUGUAUCACAUCUCCCAUCAUGCAACCCCCAUCCUCCCUCUCUCUUCAAGAUGUUCACCUAUCAUUAUUCUCCCCCAGACAAGCUAACCCUCUCCCGUCCUCCGUGCAGGUCUACUCCGGCAUGGUCCCCGACGGCCGCCACUUCGUCGACCGCGCCCGCGACGAGGCCCGCGCCUGGCGCGACACCUUCAAGACGCCCAUCGGCACCGCCGAGCUCGCCUCCCGCAUGGGCGGCUACCUCCAGGCCUACACCCUCUACCAGUCCGUCCGCCCCUUCGGCAUCACCGCCAUCAUCGGCGGCUUCGACUCGGAGCACGAGCUCCCCGUCGACGGCGAGGUCGGCUCGGGCCCCAAGGUCGGCGCCGGCGGCCGCGUCGAGGGCAAGAAGCACGGCGGUCCCUUCCUCUACAUGGUCGAGCCCUCGGGCAUGUACUGGGGCUACUACGGCGCCGCCACCGGCAAGGGCCGGCAGGCGGCCAAGGCCGAGCUCGAGAAGCUCGACCUGUCCGGAGGGGAGAGCGGCGGCGGCCUGAGCCUCGAGGAGGGCGUCAAGGAGGCGGCGCGCAUCAUCUACGUCGCGCACGACGACAACAAGGACAAGGAGUUUGAGCUCGAGAUGACGUGGAUCAGCAGCGCCGACGGCCCCACCAAGGGCCGCCACGAGGAGGUGCCCAAGGCCAUGCGCGAGGAGGCCGAGCGGUUAGCGAAGAAGGCGCUCGAGGGCGACGAGGACGACGAGGACGAGAAGAAGGACGAGGACGAGGACAAGAUGGAGGAGUAA
Thyridium curvatum is the source of this 1023-nucleotide messenger RNA. RefSeq lists its product as uncharacterized. Bases 1 to 1023 code for a protein of 340 amino acids. The record is from RefSeq and is a predicted model, not a curated record. Gene Ontology annotation, biological process: ubiquitin-dependent protein catabolic process. Gene Ontology annotation, cellular component: nucleus; proteasome core complex, alpha-subunit complex; proteasome core complex. NCBI's taxonomy places the organism in Eukaryota, Fungi, Ascomycota, Sordariomycetes, Thyridiales, Thyridiaceae. The transcript has 3 exons.